UCAGGCUUAAAGUCACCCCAUGUGAGGGGACCUAUUUCCUCUAGCCUCUGCUGUCUGAUGACACCAUCCAGGACCUGGGCAUCCAGGAGAGUCCCCAUUUCUUCUUUCCAAAGCUUUUGGCAGUGCUGGUUCCAACAUUUGGCAUAUCGGUCCUUGGUCCUUGACACUUCGGCGCUUAACGUGGGGCAGCAAGAAUGGUCCUUGGUCCUUGACACUUUGGCACUUAACAUGGGGCAGCAAGAACGAGAGACCCAGUGAGGGAUCUUAUUGGAAGAAGGAUCUGCUGAAAAUUCAGAAGUGAAACUAAGGUGAUCUCCGCGGGGAAUCUGCCGUUGAAAAAGGUGCCCUCAUCUGGGCCCCAGUCUCUGAAGAUCAUGAUGGCAUAUAUGAACCCGGGGCCUCACUAUUCGGUCAAUGCCUUGGCUCUGAGUGGCCCCAGUGUGGACCUGAUGCACCAGGCUGUCCCAUACUCAAGUGCCCCUAGGAAGCAGCGUCGGGAGCGGACCACGUUCACCAGAAGCCAGCUGGAGGAGCUGGAGGCCCUGUUCGCCAAGACCCAGUACCCGGAUGUGUAUGCACGUGAGGAGGUUGCUCUCAAGAUAAACCUGCCUGAAUCCAGGGUCCAGGUCUGGUUCAAGAAUCGCAGGGCAAAAUGCAGGCAGCAGCGACAACAGCAGAAACAGCAGCAGCAGCCUCCAGGGGGACAGGCCAAGGCUCGUCCUGCGAAAAGGAAGGCAGGCACAUCUCCCAGACCCUCUACAGAUGUUUGUACAGAUCCUUUGGGCAUCUCAGAUGCCUACAGCCCAUCUCUGCCUGGCCCCUCAGGCUCACCUACCACAGCAGUAGCCACUGUGUCCAUUUGGAGUCCAGCUUCAGAGUCUCCUUUGCCUGAGGCCCAGAGAGCUGGCCUAGUGGCCUCAGGGUCCUCUCUCACCCCAGCCCCUUAUGCCAUGACCUAUGCCCCUGCCUCUGCUUUCUGUUCUUCCCCUUCAGCUUAUGCAUCUCCAAGUUCCUACUUCAGUGGGUUGGAUCCCUACCUUUCUCCCAUGGUGCCCCAGCUAGGCGGUCCGGCUCUCAGCCCCCUCUCGGGCCCCUCUGUAGGGCCAUCCUUGGCCCAGUCUCCGACCUCCUUGUCAGGCCAGAGCUACAGCACCUACAGCCCUGUGGACAGCCUGGAAUUCAAGGACCCCACAGGUACCUGGAAAUUUACCUACAAUCCCAUGGACCCUCUGGACUACAAAGAUCAGAGUGCCUGGAAGUUUCAGAUCUUGUAGAAGAGGCUUUAUACUCCCACUUCCAGUGGAAUCACCCUCUGUGGACUCCAGCUGCCUCCUCCAGCUUAGAUUCCAGGAGAGCAGCCCUCAGCAGGCAACAGCAAGUAGCAGUCCUGCCAAAGGCUGUGAACAAUCCAGCUUCAGGUGUAGUCCUCCCUCAGCUCCAUGAGAGAGCUUAGCCCGUUUAUAGUCUACCCCAAGCAAUGAAAGAGACUUCUUCCUCUCUCAAGACAGCCCAGCAGCAACCAUGGUUGUGUCAUGGUGUGCAUAUCUGAUGCUUUCCCCCAGUCUUCAGUAAAGGUGCUGAGAACUUGCUCUGGAGAGAAAGGAAAUCUGUCUUGCAAGUGACUUGGAGAAUGUUUGGGUUAGAACUCGUGGUGCGCUAAGCCAGGUGUGGUGACUCAAUGUUCAUAAUCCCAGCAUGGAAGAAGUUGAGGCAGGAGGAUGGCUAGGAAUUUGAGGCCAGCAAAUCUGGCCUCAAAUCUGGACUGUGAAGUGAGACCUCUAAAUUCAUUUGGAAAAUUUAUACAGUUAAAGUUAAUAAACAUCAGGUUUACCUGGUAGGUUUAGGGGAUUGUUCAUUUGAGCAUGUAUAUAUGAUUUAAAUGUAUAUAUGAUCUAUGUGUCUGUAUGUAUUACAGGCAUGAGACACCAAACUGAGCUGGGAUGCUGCAGCUUGUAUUAAAAAAUUCAAAAGAAGCUUGAUGUAAAUAGUGGGGAGGACUUGAAAGAUAAGGUGCCCCAGGCAGAGGUUCCUAGGGUCAGAUUAAGGAAUUCCAGAUGCCUAUAGGAGUUGAAUCUCAAGAGGCUGGAAGUCCUAUUCAUGGGCAAGCCUGGGUAGAGGUCUUUUAGACAUCCAUAGAGUAUGUUCAAUAUUCUUUUUU
Molecule: messenger RNA, 2158 nt
Organism: Arvicanthis niloticus (Nile rat)
Lineage: Eukaryota; Metazoa; Chordata; Mammalia; Rodentia; Muridae
Source: RefSeq, a predicted model, not a curated record